This is a messenger RNA of Anoplopoma fimbria (sablefish), 2343 nucleotides long. RefSeq names its product C9orf72-SMCR8 complex subunit (gene c9orf72). Gene Ontology annotation, cellular component: endosome; autophagosome. NCBI's taxonomy places the organism in Eukaryota, Metazoa, Chordata, Actinopteri, Perciformes, Anoplopomatidae. Bases 241 to 1629 code for a protein of 462 amino acids. The record is from RefSeq and is a predicted model, not a curated record. Gene Ontology annotation, biological process: autophagy; endocytosis. Gene Ontology annotation, molecular function: guanyl-nucleotide exchange factor activity. The transcript has 10 exons.
CGUACCAGGAAGUGUUGUUGAAGACAACAACACUGCAGCUGGCUGGUCAGCAUACAAGCGUCGAGCUACAUGCUACAGCAGUAACAGAAGACGUGCAAUGGUGACACGAGAGCAACAUCUAGAUCUCGUCCUGUAGAAACGCUGCGGGGUGGUUUUAACACAAAAAAGCCGGAGAAGAAGUUUCUUUAUCAUUUGCUGGUUCCACUUGGGGGAGACGGUGACAUUUCCAGGCCCACUCCGAUGUCCUCUGGCUGUCCACCCCAGUCACCAGCCGUGGCAAAGUCCGAGGUAGCAGUAGAGGGAGAAUGCCCGCUGCUGGCUGCCACCUUCGCCUACUGGGACAACAUCCUGGGUCCUCGGGUGCGCCACAUCUGGACGCCGAAGGGAGAUCAAGUGAUGUUCCUCAGCGACGGAGAGGUCACGUUUUUGGCCAAUCACACACUCAACGGGGAGAUUCUGCGCAGCGCUGAGUGCGGCGCCGUGGAUGUGAAGUUCUUUGUGCUGGCAGAAAAGGGCGUCAUCAUCGUGUCUCUCAUCUUCGACGGCGAGCUGAAGGGGGACAAGAACACGUGCGCCUUGUCCAUUAUCCUCCCACAGACCGAGCUGGCCUUCUACUUGCCUCUGCACACCAUCUGCGUGGAGAGGCUAAAGCAUGUCAUCCGCAAGGGACGCAUUUGGAUGCAGAAGGGCUACAACAUCAUCUCGGUGCUGAGCUGUGAGAUUGUCCCCAUCAUGGAGCUGUUGGCCUCCAUGAAGUCGCACAGUGUGCCGGAAGACAUAGAUAUAAAAGACACCGUGCUAAAUGAUGAUGACAUCGGGGACAGCUGCCACGAGGAUUUCCUCCACAAGGCCAUCAGCUCUCAUCUGCAGACUUGCGGCUGUUCGAUAGUGGUUGGAAGCAACCCGGAGAAAGUAAAUAAGAUUGUGCGGACUCUCUGCCUCUUCCUCACCCCGGCUGAGAGGAAGUGCUCCCGCCUCUGCAAGGCUGACUCUUCUUUUAAAUAUGACACGGGCCUGUUUGUUCAGGGUCUGCUCAAGGACUCCACAGGCAGCUUCGUCCUGCCCUUCCGCCAGGUGCUCUACUCCCCGUACCCGACCACGCACAUCGACGUGGACAUCAACACGGUGAAGCAGAUGCCGCCGUGCCACGAGCACACCUACAACCAGCGGCGCUACAUGCGGUCCGAGCUGAGCGCCCUGUGGAAGACGGACAGCGAGGAGGACAUCCCCCCCGACACGGUCAUUCACACUGACGAGACCUUCACGCCUGACCUGAAUAUAUUUCAAGACGUCAUGCAUAAAGACACUUUGGUGAAGUCUUUUAUAGAUGAGGUGUUCAUGCUGAAGCCCGGCCUGUCCCUGCGGAGCACCUACCUGGCCCAGUUCCUGCUGCUGCUCCACAGGAAGGCCCUCACGCUGCUCAAGUACAUCGAGGACGAAACGCAAAAAGGGAAGAAGCCCUUUAAAUCCCUGCGCAACCUGAAGACGGACCUGGAUCUGACGGUGGAGGGGGACCUGAACAUCGUCAUGGCCUUCGCUGAGAAGCUGAGGGCGGGGCUACACUCGUUCGUGUUCGGGAAGCCUUUCUACACCAGCAUGCAGGAACGAGACGUGCUCAUGAGCUUCUGACACCUGCACUUUUUUUUUUUUACAUAUUGGACAGUCAAUGGAAACAGAUGUCGUAUUGUCUUUGAUUUGUUUUUAUUGUUACAUCAACGCAUGCACGUGUGUAUUCUCUAGACGGCCAUUAAUGAAUACUUUGUUUCUGCUUUGCUGAAACGAAAAGAAAAGAAAAAACGUUCUGCCUUUCCCUUUUUUGUGUCUUAAUAAAUUCACGGCAUGAUUUCAAAGACUGAUUGUUAGCAAUUAUGAGCCAUUUGAAUUAAAGUUCUGAUAUAUUGCCUUGAUCAACUGUGUAGCAUAAUGUGAGUUUAGUGUUUUAAGAAAUGAUUCUCAGCCAGAUGAAUUAUUCAUGUAUUCUAUGCCUUCUGUGUUAAUUUAUGGCCUAGGAAUUGGCUGAGGUACCCUCCAGGAUAUUUGCGAUUUGAUUUCGAAAAUCAUAUUUAUUAAAACAUGAGUUAUCGGUUUCUUCGCUGCCUGUGUUUUACAAUAGCCUCAGAACCUUUUGAACUUGUGGAUUGCCUUUUUGCUUUUUUUUUUAAGAAAUACAAUGAAUGAGUCUGUGUGCUGAAUUUGAAUUGUGCAGAUAAAGUGACAUAACAAAAACAUUGUAAGUAGUCACGAAGAUUUCAUUAAAGAAUAAGACAACAGUCAAUGAAGUCUUAUCACAAUCCUUCCUGACAAAGCAGAUCUGACUGUGUCAUCAUUAAAUUAAUUCACGGA